Rattus norvegicus (Norway rat) is the source of this 3482-nucleotide messenger RNA. RefSeq names its product snurportin 1 (gene Snupn). Gene Ontology annotation, molecular function: nuclear import signal receptor activity; RNA cap binding. Gene Ontology annotation, cellular component: nuclear pore; cytoplasm; nucleus. The record is from RefSeq and is a predicted model, not a curated record. Gene Ontology annotation, biological process: protein import into nucleus; snRNA import into nucleus. Lineage: Eukaryota; Metazoa; Chordata; Mammalia; Rodentia; Muridae.
CUGGCCUUGUCUACUUUGGAGUUCUCUCUCAGCGCAAGCUGUAACUUCUUCCGACGGAUUCUGGCUUCACCGCUGUUACCUGUGGAGGCCGGCCAGUCUUGCGGGUCUCGGAUUUGGCCAUCUUUCUGUCGUCGUAUUCCAGACAGACUGGCCCUAACUCAUGAGGAACAUUAAUGUGUAGCAAGGCGAAUUCUAUAACCGAGAAACAGACAACUCCAUUGCCAGAGAGACAGCAGAGGGGAGGACGGCAGAGUUCACGGACGCGUGGUGGGAGCAUCUGUAGCGCUGGAGAAGAGGCUUGGUGGGCCUGACACUUAAGAGUUCGUUUGCUUCUUUCCUCGGCCUCCUGCCUUGCUGCUUUGCAGGUGUAUGCCACCUAGGGUACCGUUAGGGACCGUUUCAAUGGCAUACUGAGGGGGAAGCGCAGUAAUUAUCUACCGAAUACUCCCCGUUAUAUUACAAAGACUGUAAUGCACACCUUAAAUUCACACUGAUAAUGGCACUUUUAACAAAUUUUCUAAGAAAGCACUCUUAGCUGGGCGCGGUGGCGCACGCCUUUAAUCUCAACGCUCAGUAGGCAGGCAGAGCUCUAUGAGUUCGAGGCCAGCCUGGUCUACAAGGCGAGUUCCAUUACAGCCAGGGAAGAUGGAAGAACUGAGCCAAGCCCUAGCUAGUAGCUUUUCUGUGUCUCAAGAACUGAACAGCACAGCUGCCCCACACCCUCGCCUGUCUCAAUACAAGUCCAAGUAUAGCUCCUUGGAGCAGAGUGAGCGGCGGCGCCAGUUGCUAGAGCUGCAGAAAUCCAAGCGGUUGGACUAUGUGAACCAUGCCAGAAGACUGGCUGAAGAUGACUGGACAGGGAUGGAGAGUGGGGAAGAGGAGAAGAAGAAAGAUGAGGAGGAAAUGGAUUUGGACCCUGUCAAGAAGUUACCAAAACGCUAUGCUAAUCAAUUGAUGCUUUCUGAGUGGUUAAUUGACGUCCCUUCAGAUUUGGGGCAGGAAUGGAUUGUGGUUGUGUGCCCUGUUGGGAAAAGAGCCCUUAUCGUGGCCUCCAGGGGCUCAACCAGUGCCUACACUAAGAGUGGCUACUGCGUCAAUAGGUUUUCUUCCCUUCUUCCAGGAGGCAAUAGGAGAAACUCAACAACAGCCAAAGACUACACCAUUCUGGACUGCAUUUACAGUGAAGUGAACCAGACAUACUAUGUUUUGGAUGUGAUGUGCUGGCGGGGACAUCCUUUUUAUGACUGUCAGACUGAUUUCCGAUUCUACUGGAUGAAUUCAAAGUUACCAGAAGAAGAAGGACUUGGAGAGAAAACCAAGAUUAAUCCCUUUAAGUUUGUGGGGCUUAAGAAUUUCCCGUGUACCCCUGAGAGCCUGUGCAAGGUGCUGUCUAUGGAUUUUCCUUUUGAGAUCUGCGUUUUAUGGAUCUGUGCACUCUCUGGCACUAAAGGGUCCUCCGAAUUUGGCUUACAUCACAGUGGACUGAUGGAUAGAAGACCCUUAGAAUGCUGGAUUCGAUGGAGUGUGUCUGUGAUCCCAGCAUCAGGACUUAAAGGUAGUUGUGCAUCAAUAGCUACAAAGUAAGUCUGAGGCCAAUCUGGGUUAUAUGAGACCCCAUCUCAAAAAAUCAAAACCAAAAUCAGUACAGGCUGGACGCCUUGGCAGAUACUGGUAACCUCAGCACUUGGUAACCUCAGCACUGACAUGACUACAGGUUUGUUAGUGCUGCCCUACUCUUCCUAGGGAGUUCCAGGUCAGCCAGGGCUACAGAGGGAGACUGUCAAAAAUGAAAACAAUAAAGAUCUUUCAACCUGGUGUGGCUGUGCACGCCUUUAAUCCCAGCACUCAGGGGGCCAGCCUGGUCUAUAGAGUUCCAUGAUAACCAGGACUAGAGAGAAAAAAGCUGUCUCAAACCAAAAACAAACAAACAAACAAAAAAGAAAGAAAAAGAACUUUACUUAAAGCAGGAAACCAUUGUAAUCUCAUGAUAUUCAUACAAGUUUUACCAUUACUGCUAAUGUUUCGAUUAUAAAUUAAUUGGUUGUUAAAGAGGAAUCUGUAGGAAAAUGAAUUUUUUUUUUUUUUAAGCACCACCUCAAUAGGGAAUGUCCUUAGAUCCCACAGUGGCUUACCCAAGAAACAUGUCCUCUCCUAUUACCUGCAGAACUUUUGGCUGGAGGGCUGCAGGACCAAAUCACUGGAUUCUAAAUUCUGGUUUAAUCUGUUUUCAGCACUGCAGUCUGCUUGUUGCUUGUCACUCACAAAGUGAGUCAGAGUUCCAGCCACACACUCUGGCAGCAGGGGAGGGUUAUUUCUUUGUCUCAUACUGGCACUCGGGAGCCGGAGCCUCCAUUAGUCCAUGGUCUUGGCUGCCUCCGAGUGUCCUGUCAUUUCUUAUUCUGUUUGGUUUUGCUGUCUCUUCCCAAUUCCUCAACUGAGUUCCAGAGAACUUACCUUAUUAGGGAGGAAACACGUAUUUGUUUAAAUGACUUUUAUUUAAUUAUAUUUUGGAGACAGGGUUUCACUUUGUAACCCUGGCUGCCCUGGGCUGUACAGACUAGGUAGGAUUCAAACUCAAGAGAUCCACCUGCCUCACUUUGCCUCCUGAUUGCUGGAAUUAAAGGUAUGUACCACUAAUGCCCAGCCCAAAUGACUAUUUAAAUAUACAUAAGUAAACCUAUACUGAACCAAGACAGUGGUUGCCCUUCAAAGCAGAAGUGACUGGGAGGGAACAAAAUAGGACUUUGGUCCCCCAUCCCCACCCCCACCACCAACCCCACCGCCAGAGCUGAGAACCAAACCCAGGGCCUUGCGCUUGCUAGGCAAGCACUCUACCACUGAGACAAAUCCCCAACCCCAGGACUUUGUUACUGUCUUUGUUUAUUGCUGUGAAGAGACACCAUAGCUAAGGCAACUCUUAGAAAGGUGGCGACUGAGCUGAGAUUCUACAUCUUGAUUCAAAGGCAGCAGCAGGAGACUGCUACACCAGGCAUGGUGGGAGCAUAUAUAUAAGACCCCAAAGCCUGCUCCUUCCUCCAGUGACUCACUUCCUCCAACAAGGCCACACCUACUCUGGCAAGGCCAUAUCUAAUAUUGUCGCUCCCUAUGGGCUACACAUGAGUCCAUGUGGGCCGUAGUAUACAAGUCAUUAGAGUUAAGAUGGGAAAAUUUUAUUUUUUAAGAUUUUAUUUAUAUAGUUCAUUGGCUUUUUGAGACAGGGUUUUCCUGUGUAGCCUAUCUGUUCAGGAGCUUGUCCUGUAGACCAGGCUGUUCUGCCUUCCAAGUGCUGGGAUCAAAGGUGUGGGCUACUACUACCCAGCUUAAGGUUUUAUUUAUGUUUAUGUCUGCAUAAGAAGAAGUUAGAAGAGGGUGUUGGAUCUUCCGGAGCUGGAGUUUUCCAUGGUGAGAACUGUCUGGAGUGGUUGCUCGGAACGAAGUCUAUCAGAGAGCAGCAAGCACUCUGAGUCAUUCUCUCCAGUUCC